Messenger RNA from Culex quinquefasciatus (southern house mosquito), 5024 nucleotides. RefSeq names its product GAS2-like protein pickled eggs (gene pigs). The coding region runs from base 1189 to 3783 and encodes 864 amino acids. The transcript is spliced from 11 exons. Gene Ontology annotation, cellular component: actin filament; cytoplasm; microtubule plus-end. The record is from RefSeq and is a predicted model, not a curated record. Gene Ontology annotation, molecular function: actin filament binding; cytoskeletal adaptor activity; microtubule binding. Gene Ontology annotation, biological process: microtubule bundle formation; actin crosslink formation; regulation of microtubule polymerization or depolymerization. NCBI's taxonomy places the organism in Eukaryota, Metazoa, Arthropoda, Insecta, Diptera, Culicidae.
UUUCGUUGGAGCUGCUGAAGUUCAGUUUUUGUACUUACUUUGUCGACGUCGGGUGCAUUUUCUCGCGUUUGCGCGAUUCUCGUUACAACUUUGGCUGAUGUGUGUUGUUCUGUUGGGUGACUAAGAUAGUUGUUCUGUUCUUAUGCGGUUUUAGAGUAUCUUGUGUUGUGUUUUAAAUAGUGUUUAGUUGAAAAACAAAACUGGAUAAAAUGAAACUAAAGCUUUCUGCUUCAAAUAAUAGCUGACCUUGAGGUGCCGAUUAGUGCUGAUUUUGUGUGGUGUCUGGUGGAUAUUAUUCCCUCGUGUAAAGAUAUUUCUUUUGGCCAUUUGACAGGCGCAUAACUGCAGGCUCUCUUUGCUGUGUGAUCUUCAAUGUUCAAUGAUGGUGUGAUGUGCUAUAGGUCGAAAUUGGUCUCUACUAUAAUUAUAUGUGCGGUUCCAUAAUUUCAAAUCAUACCCAAUUCUCUCGAUUCGCUUUACAUCACCGCCGCAGAACAACGAUUCAUUGCCUCUUGGACACAGAGGCGAAGCAUCGUCAUCAUCAUCAUCUUUGGGGAAGCAAAACCAGUUUGGCAGCGUGUUUUUCAUACUAAACAGAUCGAGGAGAGCGAAAUACCGCCGUGUUCUUAUCAACACUUUUGUGUUGAAGGAUAUUCAAUAGUGCUGAGCCAGCUAUCGCUACAGUGUGAGUCAAUGUGCUCUCUGGUGUAAAACGAGCAAAGGGCAAUUUGUAGCGAAAUUGUGUGUGUGUUUUUGUUGUAUGUUCACAGCUGAUAAGGGCUGACUGACCAAACGAAAUCGAGUUUGGAAUCGCGACACAGUGUACACACAUCACGUCAUAACGUUCUGGGAAUUUUAUCGAUAACAUCGCAUAGCAUCGCAGGAAUUGAAAGGCGUUUCGGUCAGACGAGCGCCCGCCACGAUGAGGUUGAUCGUCAGAAGCAUUGAUCAAUGAAAUGAAAAAAAAUAUUACAACCAACUGAUGGGUCGUUAUUGAUGCAGUGGCACGUUCGGAAGAAUAACGUUCAUGGGUGGCAGUGGCCAAGUGCGUUUUAACUGUCAGUAGAGCACAACGCACUUGUUUACCCCCUGCGCGAUAAGCGACUUAGUUCGUGUUUGAAGUUACUCCGGCUGGCUGGCAAACAGUCUCUGAUUGAUUCGAAGGUCAACGCAAAGUAAGCAGCAACCAUGUCGACAGUACUGCUUGAAUCUCGCGCUUAUCGGCCGUUCAAAUCCAGUGAGGAGUACCUGUACGCGAUGCGCGAAGAUUUGGCCGAAUGGCUGAAUAUGAUGUACCCAGAACUUCGCAUGACCGUGGACAACUUUAUGGAUCGCUUGGACACAGGAGUCGCCCUAUGCAAGCAUGCAAACAACGUGCGGAAGGCGGCUGAGGAGUAUUUGGCGAGAAGACAAGCACGUAACAAAUCCAUGACGAAAUCGAUGACAUCCGGCUUAGCUGGUCCGAUACUGAGUAUGGGUAAUGUCCAUUUUUUGCCUGCCGCCAAAAGUGGGACAUUCUUCGCUCGAGAUAACGUCUCAAACUUCAUAGCGUGGUGCCGAAAAAGUUUACAAAUUUUCGAAUGCCUGCUGUUCGAGACAGACGAUUUAAUAAUGCGAAAAAAUGAAAAACAUGUAAUCUUGUGCCUAUUAGAAGUAGCUCGACGGGGAGCAAAGUUUGGAAUGCUUGCACCCAUGUUGGUGCAAAUGGAGCGACAAAUCGAUAGAGAGAUUGCAGCCGACAACAAAGCGAAUGGCAUCGGCACUGGCACGCAAACCGAUAAUACCGCACACUCCAUUGCUACCGGAAACGAUGGUGAUCUGUUCGAUUCCGACAGCGAAGACGAGGAUAUGGAUCCAAAUGGACCUAUGCUUAUGUACGGCCCACAGCCCCAGAUAGUCACUAACGAUUUGAAAAGUUUGGAUGAAAUGGUUCGCGAUUUAGUCGCAAAGUGCACUUGUCCUUCACAAUUCCCUAUGGUGCGAGUAUCGGAAGGAAAAUAUCGCAUUGGUGAUACGAAAGUACUUAUUUUUGUGAGGAUCUUGCGCUCCCAUGUUAUGGUCCGCGUCGGUGGAGGUUGGGACACUCUCGCGCACUAUUUGGAUAAGCACGAUCCGUGCCGAUGCAAGGCUCAGCAUCGUUCUUCGGUUGCCGCAAGACUUAUUACCAAGACUAACAAUAUGGGCAACGGAAUAGAACUGCACAAAGCUCAAGUGUUGUAUGAUAGAUCAUCAACACCAACGUGGAAGACCAACGGUAACGGAACGCCGCCAGAUAGUCUUGGAAGCACAACAUUAUCACCACCGGCACGAACUCGCAGUCGUAGCCGAAGUCCUAGCACUCAUCGUAGAAUUAACAGUAACGUCGAACCAGUGACUCACGAUAGAAGCCAUUUGGCUUCGCCAAGUGUGGCACGUCGAUCCAUGUCGCCUAGUCCUCGCAAAAUUGAGCUGAAGAAAAAACAACAUUCACUUGAAGCGAAUCCUUGUGCUAACGCUGCCAUCGGUCCAAGCGUCCAGGUUCAGCAAGCUACAGUGCACUUUGAAUGCGAUCGAGAUGGUGCCAUCGUGAGUGAUGUUAAGACUGAGUCUUCUAACGAGGACAAAAUUAAUAAAUACGAAAACGUUAGUGACAACGGCAGUGAAAUCAGCGACGAAGGUUACAGAAGUUUAGGAAUAAUCCAUCCCAACAAUUCUAACCAGGCCCAGAAACGCAUUUCCCUCUACAGUCAAGCUUCGAAUGAAGAUGCUGAAACAUGUGCACAUCUCGACCAAAAUUCUUCGGAUUCCCAAGUAACGCCAACCGAUGAAACUAGUAGCUCCAAAGUAAAUGAUGAAGAUGUUACUACCAUCUCAGAUGAGGUCACAGCCAGAUCAGAUGAUGUAGACAAGAUUGGCGAGCUUAUGGAUACCACAGAUUCCGCAGACACGCCAGAAACGAAUUUUGCCAGGUCGGGAGUAUUUAUAACGGACGAUGAAAUCACUAUCGACAUUGCUGGAAGUACCGGGUUGAGAAAGACGGGAUUUUCAGAAACCCUGUUCGACGCGACUACCACUCCCACUGCUAAAGCACACCCCGCAAGCAAGAUACCAAUGUCUCCCACACCAUCUAGACGCAAAAGUGCGGACACUCCGACAGCAUCGAGCGAGAAGACAAACUCACUUAAUCGUAAAAUUCCAACCUAUCGAUCGGUACGCUCCAAGAUUAAUCCUUCGUCUGCUGAUCAGAAGGAUAACACGUGGAGUGGAAGAACGACCAAGCAACGGCAAUCUCUGGCGGUGGAUACAUUUGAUACCAAAGGAAGCUCGGCUCUCUCCCGUAAUUCACCGGCCAGAUCAUCGUCCACAUCGUACGACAAGAAUGGUAGACGUAACAAACCAGUCAGUAACUCGGUCAACACGUCGCCAAAUAAAACUGGCCAAACAAAGUCCACACUGGCACAGCAAUUGAUGGAAGCAGCUGCUGCAGAAAAUGACAGUCAAAUAAUUGAAAAAGUUAAAAACCUACUCUCGAAGUACUCAAACAGUGAACGGCAAAGUUCGACAGAAGGAAAUGGCAGUGAAUACGAUUUUACCACAGAUUGGGUGAAAAACAAUGGAAUUGUUGAUAGCAAUGUGGCCACGGUCGAGCCGCACAAAGCAAAAUUCAAAAAAGGUUCGUCUCUAUCGACCACAUCGGAAGGCGCCAGACUACAGGAUAUUCCUUCGGUGAUUUCGCCACGGAGAGGCGACCGGGGAGUUUCAAAAAUUCCUGCGCCAGUCCGUUCAAACACGGGACUGUACUGACACAGACGUAACCAGUCGUUAAAUGCUUUUAGCUCUAAACGUUGAGCCCCAAACUUGUUUUCGAAAGCGUCAAACGGAAAAAUAUGCUGCGCCUUAUUAUGUUCAUUGGAUGUUAUAUUCUUCGAGAAGCAACCCAUGCAUAUCUUAGUUAUCUGUAGAAAAAAUAAAUUCGUGUUGUUUAAAACCUUCAAAGAAAUCACAAUUUCAGCCCACCUUUGUCACUUUUUCGCGUUGCAUCUGGAGGCGAUCAGUGUGCCACCUGCCUCAUGCUAGUCACGGUUCGAAAUGUUUGAAAAACAUUCAAAACUGAUUUGCGAAACUACUUUGAUCUAAAAUUUACUGGAAAGUCAGGCAAAGUUACUGGAUGAAUACACUGCCCCUGAUCGCAUAAAUGUCCCAUAUGCAUUUUCAUCGCUUUUGAGUUAAUGAUGCAACUUGAUUCAAAGUCGUAUGCUCUUUCAGCAAAGCCUACAACAUCCAGUGUUCUAGAAAUCGGGAGGAAAUCCAGUUUUUUCGCAAAAACAUAACACGUAGCCUUGACAAACUUCAAAAAAUGCGUUUUUCUCAGCUUGCUGUUUUUGCAUAUGAGACAUUUAUGUGAAUAUCGGUAGUAACUGCAGUACUUUGGAAAAAGUUUUAAUUUGUGACUCUAAACAAAGCUUGGAUUGCAUCCCAACAUCAUUAAAAAACUUUCUAUAAAAAAUGUACAAACUAAAAAAAAGUUUCUGAAAAUGAUUGAGCACACAUGAUGGUUUUAACUAAAAAAAGUGCAACAUUUAAAUGUACUAUGUCACUAUUAUAUACGGUGCUUUUUUACGUAUGUUUUAGAGAAUUUUAUUCCGUUACUUUAGGCUAAACAUAUGACAAUAUCGGUUAAGUUUAUUAAAGUGGAAACACACUCGUAAUGAAAUAACCCAGAAAAAGUUGGACAAAAAUAUAUUUCAAUCAUCCAUAAGUUCGUUUUUUGUGCAAUCAUCAGUUUGACAACAUUUUACUCGCAUAUAAUCGUCCUACGAUAGAUAGAUGGAGCAGGAUAUUUUAAUACAUUUAACCAGUAAAGAGCAAUAAGAGUAAAAUCACUAUGGUUCUGUUGCAAUUUGUAAGAGUCAGAAGAAAGCAAUCUAAACGCAUAACAAAUUCGCCAUCUAUAUAAUAUAGCCUCGAAUUAUUUACAAUAAUGUUAUCCAAUAAAGCACUAAGUACUAAUGUAACAAAAAUGCUAUAAAAUAAAUAAAAAAUGA